Messenger RNA from Daucus carota subsp. sativus, 426 nucleotides. RefSeq names its product zinc finger protein 2. Lineage: Eukaryota; Viridiplantae; Streptophyta; Magnoliopsida; Apiales; Apiaceae. Gene Ontology annotation, biological process: negative regulation of abscisic acid-activated signaling pathway. Bases 1 to 426 code for a protein of 141 amino acids. The transcript has a single exon. The record is from RefSeq and is a predicted model, not a curated record.
AUGUCUAUUAAUCUCAAUCUGCCUAGUGAUGAUGAGCUGAAUCUGCAGCUCUUACUGGACACUUCCUCGUCGUCUUCGUCCUCUUAUCCUUGCUGGAACUCGAUUGAGCCGCCGCGGAUCUUCCCUUGCAAUUACUGCAGGAGAAAAUUCAGGAGUUCGCAAGCACUAGGUGGUCACCAAAACGCGCACAAGCUGGAAAGGACCCUGGCCAAGAAGAGUAGGGAGCUGAGCUCAGGCGUUCGGGCUCGUGCCGAGAGGAACAAAGAGUCGGGGUCUGGUGAUUCGACGAGUGUGCAGCCACACGGGAUGGGGAUGGGGAUGGAGCUUGUGGAGAGGUUUAGCUCCGGUGAGACGACGAAAUACAAGGGUGAUGAUAAUGUUUAUAGUGACGAAUCUGGGCAGCUUGAUUUGUCGCUUCGACUUUGA